CCGUAAACAUAGCCGGUGUUCAUUAAUGCUAACACGUCAUUUGCGAGGAAAAUAAUAGGGAAUCAUGGUAAAAUCAUUGUUAGUGGGGAACAUGCAACCCCAGAGCCGGUACCCAGAGCAUUUAGAGGGGGAAAUACAAUUUAUUACAUUUAAAAAAAACAAACGGAGUCUGAAAUAAUGCACGAAAUGGAUGAAGGUCUGCAGCCCACUCCAUGUCCAGCUGAAUGAAAAUGCGGCAACUACCACAUUGAGAUGAGGAACAAUUUUACAGCUGUAUCUAGGAGGAGAAAAACGUCAAAGAAUCCAGAAAUGUCCUUGAACGCCUCUUCGUUCUUCAACAACAGCCUUUCGAACUCCAACAUGUCCUCCAGCGUCUUCUUCGACUCUUUCUACACACGCUGCCUCAUCUCCAGCCCAAGCUCCUCCAUUUAUACCACACUCAUCAUCAUCCGAAUAUUCCUCAUCCUGCCUCUCUGCCUCUUUAUUCUCAACCACGCUGUUCAGCAGCAAAAGAAAAGUCCAUCCUCUUCCUCAGCGACAAGGAGUCACACCGACUACUUCACCUAUCAUCUGGUGACCAUGGAGCUCAUCGAUGUGUUGGGAUAUAUUUUCUCCUUCAUUGGCAUGAAUAACAAUGAUUUAUAUCUGAUAUACUCUGCGAUCCAUCUUAUGUUCUUUGUGUGGCACGGCCAGAUGUCCUUCCAUGUCCUGACGUGCGUGGAGCGCUACCUGGCUGUGGUUCAUCCCAUCGCCUACGUGGGAUUUAGGAAUGAAAGAGGAGUCAGAAUCAGGAACGGCAUCGUUGGCUUUGUUUGGUUGCUUUGCUUUGUUGGAAUGGCUUUAUUUGCUGUGAGGAAUCUGGUUUUUCCUGUCUGCAUGUUGAUAAUUUCCCUAACGAGCAUUUCCUUCUGCAGCCUGUCUGUGCUGCGUGUCCUGAUCCGGCCCGGUCCCGGGGAACAGGCUGAAAACCGGGACCGGGUCGUCCCGUCCAAGCAGAGAGCCUUUUACACCAUUUCUGCCAUUCUGGCAGCUCUUCUCCUGAGGAUUACAUGGGGUGCUCUUUACGUUUUCCUGUACCUAAGACAAGCAGCUGAUGACUGCAUCAUAUUAGUGUCAUGUGUCUGGUUCACCAUACCGAGCAGCCUGGUGUUACCCUCACUGUUUCUACACAGGGCAGGAGAAUUACAGUGCUGUAAGCUGCAAUGUUUGAUAGAGAAGCUACACUUUUAGGGUUCAGUUAAUGAUAUUUGAAAUUUCUAUCUAGGAAAAUAUUUAUGCACUUUACCAUUCUUAUAAAUUGGAACAUUUUACUUCAGUUUUUUCUUAAAGGGGAUGUAUAAUGUAAAAUUUUGCACAAUUUGAGACUCUACUGCUUCUAAAAACAGCCCCAGGGCUUAAAAAAGUCAGCAGUUUUUUAGCAAAAAGUUGUUAUUUUUUAAUGUUUAAAAACCUCUAGAAUGCAACGUCAUAAUUCUGCAGACACUGCGCUUCAUCCAGUAACCCCAGCGAAGCCCAGCCCGUUACCAAGCAACCCAAACCAAGUUCUGCCCAUCUCCUGGCAACCCAGGUUGAGCUGCAGGAAAAAAAAAUUUCAGCUGGUUUUGCUGCUGUGUGCUGGAAAAGACAAAUAUUUCGACUUACCAUCCAGAAACAACUGGCCACAUUCUGGUUGGUUGUGUAGGAGGCUCCGCUUUUGCUUUUCAAAGAUGUAGAAUUGCGAGUCUGUUUGCAGCUAUAUUCUCCUUUAUUUCCAUAGAAAUUGAUUAAUCCAGAAAUGGAUUUCACAUGGUUUUCUUUUGACUUUCCACUCUUUCCUGUGAGAAAAUAUAAAUAUUCUGGCCAAUAUAUUAAUGUAAAUUUCUGUAAUAGUGGUAUGUCAUGACAAAUAUUCAUUGUUUUUGCAUACUGGUACUUUCUAUUAAAAGCACAUGAAAGUAUUGAUUUUUUUUCUUCUUUGCUUUAUUUAAUAACCAUAAUUUAGCAUUGAAAUGUGUCGCCUGUUGAUUUAAUAAUGAAGAGAGUAAUUUAGUUAGAUGAAAUCCUGAAGUUUUUGAAAUGUUUGUUUCUAAGUAUUUGAUCUUUGCCAAGCAGAGUGCGCAUGUUCACCGCUGGGGGGCGCCAGUUCUGCAUUGAUCACAUUUGUAAAUAUGCAACGGAAAACUUCAACAUGCAGUUUGUACAGUUUUUUUUAUUUUAUUUUCAGAAAGUACAGUUCAUGUAUCAUCACACAUAAAACAAAUUCAAAGCCCUUAUCUCUUAAAAUGUUCAUAAUUAUUAUUGUAUAUCACCAAUUCUGAAUCCUGAUA
Molecule: messenger RNA, 2306 nt
Organism: Gambusia affinis (western mosquitofish)
Lineage: Eukaryota; Metazoa; Chordata; Actinopteri; Cyprinodontiformes; Poeciliidae
Exons: 3
Coding region: 253-1230 (325 amino acids)
Biological process (GO): positive regulation of Rho protein signal transduction; phospholipase C-activating G protein-coupled receptor signaling pathway
Molecular function (GO): lysophosphatidic acid receptor activity
Source: RefSeq, a predicted model, not a curated record